CCCUCAUCCUCUGAUGCUAUCUCUACCGAAGAAAUGCGGCCUCGAGCAGGUCCCUUGCCUUCGAAGCGGGGCGAAAUUGGGUUUAGGGAAGACCUGGAGAAGGAGGAAACAGUCCAAGGAGAGGAUUCGUCUUCGUCUCUCCCAGAGCGCCAUCCUGCUGAUCGAGACUCUCCCCCUACCUCCAACCCCGCAGCAGAUGCCCCCGCUGCCAUUCCUACUACGUUCCCCGGGUCACCUGCCUCAACCUCAGAUGAUGCUUCCACUUCUGCGCUGAAGAAACCAAAGACUCUUCUUUCGUUUCUAAAGCGAAAGAAGUUUGGCGGUAUUCAAUUGGGUACCCUAAUCGUCUUCGCAAUCCAACUAUUCAUUACUUUUGGAACUAUUGGUGCUUGGACAGUUGCUGGUUUAUUUCUGUCCGGUAAAGCACAGUCACGCAGCAAUGAUUCUACAAUGUCCGCUGCUUCCGCUACUAUUUUUGUGCAUGUGAUCUUUGCUGUUGCUUUCCUCAGUCAGUGUCUCUUCCUUGAGAGGCGGAUAUAUGUUAUGAGGGCUCAGAGAUAUGCUUUCCUCCAUCCUGGAGAAAUACUGCCGUUUUCCCGGCGGGGACAACCUGUGGAUGACUCUGUGGCAUUUUCUCCUUGGAAUAGACCUCCUCUACCCACGUAUGCAGCGGCCCUCGCUCAAAGCGGUGUCGGCACCGGAGAUGUCGAAGAUCAUCUCAUCGCCGCACCGCCACCACCUGCGUACGGCAACACUCGUGGGAGUACUCUACUGCUCUCUGGCUUCCUUAAUGCCAAUUUACGCGCUCAGCGACCUAUAUCCGUUCGGACAGAAUUAAGUCAACAUCAUCAAGAUCGGCCUGUUAGCUAUGUCAGUGACGACGAGGAGUGGGAAGUGAUCCAGAAUGCAGAUCGUGCACGUCGCUUAGAGGAAACGCUGACGACUCUUGAG
Molecule: messenger RNA, 951 nt
Organism: Lentinula edodes (shiitake mushroom)
Lineage: Eukaryota; Fungi; Basidiomycota; Agaricomycetes; Agaricales; Omphalotaceae
Exons: 1
Source: RefSeq, a predicted model, not a curated record